Messenger RNA from Aspergillus fischeri NRRL 181, 2289 nucleotides. Its product is annotated as PX domain protein. The record is from RefSeq and is a predicted model, not a curated record. The transcript has a single exon. Gene Ontology annotation, molecular function: phosphatidylinositol binding. Gene Ontology annotation, cellular component: intracellular membrane-bounded organelle. Bases 1 to 2289 code for a protein of 762 amino acids. NCBI's taxonomy places the organism in Eukaryota, Fungi, Ascomycota, Eurotiomycetes, Eurotiales, Aspergillaceae.
AUGGUUAUCGUGCUAUUGAAUGAAUUGUCAGCGGCGUUCCAGCAUGUCGAGGGCCAUUUGACGCCAGAAGAUGCAGUCAAACGGUACCUGGAUUUACAUCCGGAAAGCAGUUUAGCGAACAUUUUGUCGGAGCAGCAGCAGCGAUUGAAAUUAAAGAUGGUAGCAGAUGACAUCCUAUCCAGCUUUUUGGAACCAGGAGCGUACGCUUGUUCCGUGCUGAGGAAAUUCCUUCGCGAGAUUCUGGCCGGUGUAGUAUUAGAGUCGGCGGUCUCCAAUCUUUCGCGAUCGGAGACGAUCAAUGCCUGGAUCAUUCAUCUUUUAAGGGAAGGUGAAUCGGAGUUGUUGAACGCCAUUGAUGCGGGGGUCGAGGGGGCCAAGGAACAAGUGGUCGCGGUCGAGGGCGCCCACGAAGAGAACAGGUCUACAACAGUUCCGUUUAGCAACUCAGAUAUUAAGGGAAACCCUGCUGGACAUUCUGAUACUUAUGGAAUUCUUCCUACGACCAAGGUCCUUGAGGUUCCAAUCUAUCCACCAGGGGGCGCCACGCUUCAGACACAGGACUUGCAGGUCCAAACCGCUCGUCUGUGUUCGCCUGAAGAUGUGCAGUCCUCAGAUUCCCAGUCAACCAUGUUGCCGCGCCACUCGCUUGUCGGGACCCAAAACAAAGAGGCAACAAUCCAUACACCGAAGGCCAAAGACACCGCAGAGAUUCGGAAUGAUUAUGAUCCGACAAAGAUAGAGUCCACGAAACAUCAUCCUCCAGUUCAACCUACAGACCCAUGCAUGGCACCGCCAGCCUCGCAUUUAUCGGAUUCCCCAUCUAAAGAAUUACCUGUCACGACUCUUCAUCAUGCAUCCGUUUCAGUAGAGGAGCUCUCUGAAGCUAGUGAGAAAGCAUCAAUUCGGUCAAAACCUACAUCGACUUAUUUGAUCCAAAUCGAGCCAGCAGCCACACGUCGCACUGGGUGGAUGAUUUUCAGAAAUUAUGCAGAUUUUGAGUCACUACACGGCACCCUUGGAACGAUAGCGAGGCUUAAUAAGAUACAGGAUUUCACGGAAAGCCACCCUGUCUUGCCACCUUGGAAGGGGCAGACAAAGGGGGCCCUAGUGCAUAAUCUGGAGAGAUACCUUAAGGAUGCGCUUCAGUAUGAAGCGCUUGCGGAUUGCGAGAGAAUGAAACGGUUUUUGGAGAAGGAUGAGCGCCUCGACCCUGGUGCCAGCGAUGCCUCAGCUAAAUCUGGGUUUCCGUUUCCCACAUCGGUGGCGCUCGAAAACAUGGGCAAAGGUAUGCUAGGCGUUCUGACUAACGCACCAAAGGGCGUUGCUGAAGGUGGUAAAGCCGUCAUUGGUGGUGUGACCGGGGUGUUUGGAGGAGCGAACGGCAAAAAAACAUCAUUCAGCUCCAAAGGAUAUAAAGGAGACCAUGGCCGUUCCCUAUCAACUCGAUCCAUCUCACAAAUGAACUACGGGAGUGUAGUCUCUGACAGUGUGGACGGGCCGAAGAGACCUGUUAGCGAGAACGAUAAGACAGAGCGUUAUUCUUUAGCUGUGGUCCCUACCCCCGAGUCCUCAGGUUCUCAGGAAGUCCCUCCCAGCCAUGGAAGCGGAAACGUUGUUGACUCUACUAUACCAAGGUUUGGAGAUCUUGCAUCUUCCGAUUCAAAACUCGAGAGCCAUCGCCUCCAGGGGCCUUUGUCUGACUCUGAUGGUGGGGCUAACAUUGGUUCCCGCAUAAAACUGAAGGAAGAGCAGAAAGCGUCAGAUGGUCAAAGUACUGUGCGGCGUCAAGAAAGCCCUAUCUCCCAGGAGGAGACACAAAUAGCUGUGGAGCUCAUCUUUGCGGUUAUCAAUGAACUAUACUCAUUGUCAUCUGCAUGGAACAUCAGGAGAACACUUCUGAACGCGGCCAAGUCGUAUAUCCUACGCCCCGGAAGCCCAAGUCUAGAGACGAUUCGCACUCUCUUACAGGAGUCCAUGAUUGAUGCUAAUACCUCGGAUGUAUCAAUCGCCUCCUAUCUGACCAAGCUCCGCGAGAAUGUCCUGCCGACGAAAGAGGAGCUGGAGUCGUGGCCUCAGUCGCCCAGUAGCGCGGAAAAGGAGCGUAUGAGGGAAACUGCGAGAAAAACACUUGUCCUUAAGGGGCUACCGCAGGCGCUUACAAGUGUCAUGGGGGCCGCUGCUAGUCGCGAAUCACUCGAGAGGGUGUUUGAUUGCCUACAGGUCGAAAUGAUUGCGCGCGGUUUUGUUUACACCAUUCUUUUGCAAGCUCUGAGAGCUCUGACUUUCUGA